ACGCCCUCCGCUCUGGCAAGUGAGAAGCGACGUGUGUCGGACUACUCACUUCGUUUUUAUUUUUUAAAUAUAAAUGUAUAUACAGUGACUAUGGCGUUCAACCUGACCGACGACUUCGGCCCUGUGGCCGCACUUAAGAUGGUAUCAGACGAAGCGGAGGAGCACAUGCUCGGCUGGAACGUGCCGGAGGAAUACCAGUACUUCGUCCACGACCACUGGCGCGCCUACCCGGCUGUCAGCAAGUGGUGGCACUACGGACUGGCAUUCAUAUACACCAUACUCAUGUUCUGUUCCUGUUUGGGGAACGGAAUAGUUAUCUGGAUUUUUAGCACAUCAAAAUCGUUGCGGAGUCCAAGCAACUUCUUCGUCAUAAACCUGGCGAUAUUCGACACUCUCAUGAUGUUUGAGAUGCCGAUGCUGAUAGUCAACUCCUUCUACCAGACCAUGCUGGGCUACCAACUCAGCUGUGAUAUAUACGCGGCGUUUGGCGCGAUGUCCGGCAUAGGAGGAGCUAUGCAGAACGCGAUCAUAGCUUUUGAUAGAUACAAGACCAUAUCGAGUCCUUUGGACGGACGUAUCACGAACGUGCAGGCGAUGAUCCUGAUCGUGUUCACGUGGAUCUGGACGCUGCCUUUCACCUUUCUGCCGUUUUUCCGGGUCUGGGGACGAUUCAUACCAGAGGGUUUCCUGACGACGUGCUCGUUCGACUACCUGACGGAGGACACGGACACGAAGGUGUUCGUGAUGUGCAUCUUCCUCUGGAGCUACGUCACGCCCAUGACAUUCCUCUGCUUCUUCUACUCUAAACUCUUCAACGCCGUCCGAGCGCACGAGAGGAUGCUGCGAGAACAGGCCAAGAAGAUGAACGUGAAAUCCCUGGCCUCGAACAAGGACGAUGCCGGAACUAGCGUGGAGAUCCGCAUCGCCAAGGUCGCCUUCACCAUAUUCUUCCUCUUCGUGUGCUCCUGGACGCCUUACGCCUUUGUAACUAUGACCGGAGCUUUUGGAGACAAGGGAAUUUUAACACCAGUGGCUACCAUGGUACCGGCGGUCGCGGCGAAGAUCGUAUCAUGCAUAGAUCCCUGGGUAUACGCGAUUAACCAUCCUAGAUACAGGGCUGAGCUAGAGAAGCGCGUGUCCUGGCUGGGUGUGAAAGAGCCCAGCCCCGACACGGUCUCCCAGUCCAGCACAGCGACCUCGCAGGUCCCCCAGGAAGCGUAAUUACCACUAACGAAGACGGACACACACAACGGACCAUAGUCUAUAUUUUAUUAUGAGCAUGUAAAAAAAAGAAAAAAAAAGAAAAAAAAAUUGAUAUAUUGAAAACGACUGAGGCGCGACCACGGAACGAUCUGCCCUCGCUCACGGAGAUGAUGACGAGAUUUUGACUUUUUUAUUUUUACUUCGAGCAAAUUUGAGAAAAUAACAAAAAAAUCUGAGACUUUGUAAACAAACUCUUAAUAUAAUUUUGAUGAGUA
Messenger RNA from Aricia agestis (brown argus), 1478 nucleotides. RefSeq names its product opsin-3-like (gene Rh5). The transcript has 8 exons. Gene Ontology annotation, molecular function: G protein-coupled receptor activity. Lineage: Eukaryota; Metazoa; Arthropoda; Insecta; Lepidoptera; Lycaenidae. Bases 91 to 1221 code for a protein of 376 amino acids. Gene Ontology annotation, cellular component: membrane. The record is from RefSeq and is a predicted model, not a curated record. Gene Ontology annotation, biological process: G protein-coupled receptor signaling pathway; visual perception.